Molecule: messenger RNA, 907 nt
Organism: Ziziphus jujuba (common jujube)
Lineage: Eukaryota; Viridiplantae; Streptophyta; Magnoliopsida; Rosales; Rhamnaceae
Product: HVA22-like protein k
Exons: 8
Coding region: 118-705 (195 amino acids)
Source: RefSeq, a predicted model, not a curated record
AAACCCGGGUACUGUAAUCGUAAUUAAUUGUUAACCCAAAAUAUUCCACCCAAAAAAAAAAAAAAAAAAAAGUUUUGUUAACCCAAAAGUCCUCCAUUGAAGUGCUUGGAAAUUGGAAUGGCUCUUCUUGGCUCCAACAUCGCUGGUGAGGUUGGGUUGCGGUUGCUCCUCUGUCCUCUCGGUUCUAACAUUGUAGUUCGAACAGCAUGUUGUUCUGUGGGGAUUGUUCUACCUGUAUACUCUACAUGCAAGGCAAUUGAGAGGAAAGAUCAUGACGAUCAACAAAAGUGGCUCUUAUAUUGGGCAGCUUAUGGAUCUUUCAGCCUUGUAGAAGUAUUUUCAGAUAAGUUUAUUUCUUGGUUUCCUCUGUACUAUCAUCUAAAAUUUGCAUUUCUUGUUUGGCUUCAACUUCCAUCUGUUGAUGGUGCAAAGCAGUUGUACAUCAGCCACCUGCGUCCAUUCUUCUUGAGGCACCAGGCUAGAAUUGAUCACGUUUUGGGCAUUGCGUAUGGAGAAAUGGCCAAACUCAUUAGUGCACACCAAACAGAAAUUCAAUAUGCCAGGGCUGUGAUUGUGAAGAUUAUGGGAUCAGCGGAACUAAUGUUGAAGGGUGGAGACAAGCCAGAUCAAACCCAGCAGCACCGUGCAAUUGAGGGACAAACAAGAACCUCCGUCAUUGAGUCUGAUGAUGGUGAUGAUGAUUAGUGUAGGCUAAUAUCCUGUUAAUUAUGUGAUAAUUUAAUGCAAAUAGUAUUAGUUACUUUAUGUUAAUAUUAUAUUGAUUUGCAUCUUUUUUUAUUUGCUUGGGUUUAUAUAUAGUGAGGAUGAGGAUGUUUUGGCUUGAAGCGGCCCUUGGCAGCUUUUGUAUUUUUUGUCAAAAUGAUGUCAAUUUAUUCUUUUUUCUCCC